Messenger RNA from Zygosaccharomyces rouxii, 1362 nucleotides. It is a transcript of the gene RTG3, whose product is annotated as Rtg3p. Gene Ontology annotation, molecular function: RNA polymerase II cis-regulatory region sequence-specific DNA binding; protein dimerization activity; DNA-binding transcription factor activity, RNA polymerase II-specific. NCBI's taxonomy places the organism in Eukaryota, Fungi, Ascomycota, Saccharomycetes, Saccharomycetales, Saccharomycetaceae. The record is from RefSeq and is a predicted model, not a curated record. The transcript has a single exon. The coding region runs from base 1 to 1362 and encodes 453 amino acids. Gene Ontology annotation, biological process: regulation of transcription by RNA polymerase II. Gene Ontology annotation, cellular component: nucleus.
AUGAUGGUGGCUCCGGGAGACGAAGGCUGGGAUGAGCAGCAGACAUGGGAAUCCCUUCUCGGUGAGCCCAUGUAUGGGGGGUUAGGUUUCCCUCCUCAACAGGCCUACGGUGAGAAUACACCUGCGCAGCAACAUGAGAGUUUACUGUAUGCCAAUGACCAUGACAAAGUGGGAUUUAAUGAAAAUGCGUCAAAAAGUGGUUCACACUUAGAUGAUCGAUUUUCUCUCUCCGAGGAGGCUACACCGUUAGGUGCCUUUCCUACAGGAAUCUCUACAACGAGUAACAUUGGGCCCAAUUGGAGAGGAUCACCAGCAGGAGAAUUACGGCGAGAAUCCAUUUCACAACAGCACCACCACCAACAACAACAGCCCGAAGAGUCGUCGCAGCAACAGCAGCAGUUUUCAGAAUUUUUCACAAGGACCGAUGAUACUUCUUUGAGUUUUGCAGAUGACUUAGGAUCUUCACUAGGUUCGAGCCUUUAUACGGAAAUUCUCACACCUAGUUAUUCGUCUUCAGUACCUUAUCAUCCGCAAUCCUUUAGUGGACCAACAGCAUAUUUAUCACCAUCUGCAGGCGUUAGAUCACCAAGUUCAUCCGUAAGAGCAGGUUCUUACCUCACAGGAUCACUUAGAAACACUUCUGCGAAUACCCCGAGAACACGACACGCUUCUAUUAGCAAUAGUAUUAGUAACGGCGGUGAGGGUAUAUUGCCAGGCAGUGUAUCUCAUGAAGAUAGGUUGAAACGUAAGAGAGAAUUUCAUAAUGCAGUGGAGAGGCGUAGACGCGAAUUGAUUAAACUAAAGAUUAAGGAACUGGGUACAAUAGUACCGCCUUCACUUUUAAAUUACGACAUUAAUGGUAAACAGGUUAAACCGAAUAAAAGUAUUAUCCUUAACAAGACUGUUGAAUAUCUGGAAUAUUUACUACAAGUCUUGGAAGCACAGGAUAGGAAAAAAAUUCAGUUGUUAGAAAAAUUACAGGAACUACAGGACCAGAGUAAAAUUGUCAAGACGCAGCAACGACAACAACAACAGCAGCAACAACAGCAGCAACAACAGCAGCAACAACAGCAACAGCAACAGCAACGACAACAACAACCACCUCUAAUGAUGGGACCAACCCCUCCAUAUAACGAAUUUGAUGAUUUCUCCGGUAAAAUUAUCGAUACAAGAGCCAAACCUUCACCAUCACCACUUGCAACUGCUCCGUUGGAUGUCAAUCAACAAAACCCUGUUCCUACUAAUGAUGAUCUACAACAAUUUUUGUCUGGUGAUUUGAUUGAGGCAGAGGAUAAUGCCAAACUAAUAUUUGGUGAUGGUGAUGCCAAUCCAGCGGACUACUUAUUGGAAUUUGAUUCAUAA